GCGUCCUGGUUACUAGUGUCAUCCCAUGGUUUUUUUUUUUAAAAAAAAAAAACUUGGUGUGAUCCCAUUUCAGCUGAUAAAAUGAUAGAUGUAAUUCCAGUGCCCAAUAAAAAAGUGACAGCACAUAGUAGCCUUAUCCACAAUACUUCAGAUUACUGUAUGUCUCCGAUUGCAAUUGGGCUUCAGCUUACUAGUGGUCUGUUCAGAGUUGGCUUCCCAUAGUAAUUACCAUUCAAUUCUCUUCGAAUCAAAGAAACAGAGAUGGAGAAGCAGAUUAUACAUUUCAGCCAUUGGCAUUACUUGAGACUCGACCAACAGAAACGUAAAGAAGGGGAUCAAAUGACUUGCAAUGGUUGCGAAAACAAAAUCUCGGGUGAUUUCUAUGGUUGCACAAAAUGCAAACAUUACGUUUGCAAAUCAUGUGUUGGAUUGGCGCCAGAGAUACGGCACCCCUUUCACACCAAACAUCCCCUCACUCUUUUCGCUCAAACACCUUACGAAGAAUCUAGGGAUCCUGAUCAUCAACCGCCUUAUGGUCAUUCGGUACCUUACUGCAAUCCCUGCGGGAUGAGAUGUGACGGCUUCAUUUUCCAUUGUUCUGAAUGUCAAUUUGACCUGCACCUUAAUUGCGCUACUCUGAUGCCCACCACCAACAACUACAAGACAAGUGAGCAACAAACGCCGCAUCUAUGCUUGCUUAGGUCGUUUAGCAACAAACCUCAUCCCCUGAUUCCUUGUUAUAGGAAGAACAAGCAGCUUGAUUUUGUGUGCUCUGUGUGCAAGCAACACAUCAAGGGCACCAUCUAUGCUUGUUUAGAUUGCCAUGCUAUCAUGGAUGAAUCAUGUAUACAACUCCCACACCAGAUCACACAUCACUUGCACCCUCAACAUACUCUCACUCUCGAAGAGUCUUAUGGGGAUUAUGCAUACAACUGUAAAGAGUGUAACUUUCGUCUGGACGUAAGGUACGCUUCUCUAAUGCCCAAAGCCAUAAUAGAAAACUAUGAUGAUCAAAGUUUAGAAAACCACCAGGUUGUUCAGGCACUAUUCACCCACCCGCAUGAUUUGAUUCCAUGUGAUAAUUCCAAAGGAAUUUUUAGUUUUUCAUGUUCCGCCUGUGGGCUCUGCAUCGAGGGUACAGUCUAUGUUUGUCUUCAAUGCAAUUUUUUGCUGCACAAAUCGUGCGCUGAAUUGCCACUGCAGAUCAAACACCCCUUUCAUCCACCACAUCCUCUUGAGCUCCAUUACGAAUAUUGGUACAUCCAUUACCAAUGCAAGGCAUGUAAAUGUUCUAUUUUGGGCUUCAAGUACUGGUGUGGCAAGUGUGACUUUGAGAUGGAUGUCACAUGUGCUUCGCUAACCUACUCCACUCUUAAAUUUGAAAUUCACAAGCACCCUCUUGCUAUCUUCAACGAUCCUAAAUUUACAAAAAGAAAAACGGAUAGCUUAGUUAAUUGCAACAUUUGUGAAAAUUUUACGGGUUUUCCGAUUCUCCGUUGUGUGCCAUGCGAUUUUAGUAUUAAGUUAUGUUGUCUUACAAUGUUACCACAUAAAUUUAAACACAGCAAUCACCGACAUUCUCUCUCCCUCACUUAUUCUCUCGUUAAAGACCAUUCAGAUGAUGAUGAGGACUCCGAAUAUUACUGUGAUGUUUGCGAGGAAUUAAGAAACCUGUGGGAGCCAACUUAUUAUUGCAAGGAUUGCCACUAUGUUGCUCAUACUAGCUGCGCAUUCCAUGAGAUUCUUUUUUUACUAGGGAUGGAGUGGCCCUUGGCACUAGAUGAAGAGAUUGUAAAUCUUCAAGCAAAGGUUGACUCAUUAAUAUCAAAAGUGGAUGAAAUUAAGGAGAGACGGGCCAAUGAAUACAAAAUUUGGUUAGAAAAAGGGGACCGCAACACUGCCAUACUAGAUGCAAAAAUUUCAAUGCAUGAAAAAGAGGAAAACGCACUGACAAAUAAAUUAAAGACACUAACAACAAAGUUGGAUGAACUUAAGGAGGGCCAUCCAAAGCACAUUGGUGGCUACCAAAUUGGAAGUAUACCUUCACUGGGUACAAAGUCAUCUAUGACCGUUCUUGACAUCUCGAAUGAGGUUAAAGAAGACUGCACUGUGAAAAGUAUGAAAAAGGAUGAAGACAUAGAUGUGGGCGCAAACACAAAUUCAUAUGUGACUAUUCUUGGCCGCUCUGAUGUGGUGGUUGAAGAAUGCUGCAGUGUGAAAAGUACAAAAAAGGGUGAAGAUGAAGAUGAGGAAAGUGAUUGUACAUUCUCCACCCUUGCUAAUCUAGAUGAAGAGAUAGUGGCAAUAAAAAUAAUGAUAGAGACACUAUCAACAAAGUUAGAGGCACUUGAGAAGAAACGUGCACGUUGUGUCUCACAUCUCGAGCUCAAAUGAUAAGUCUUUGAUUGGGGUUCAGUAUGGAGUCACCAUGCUCGAGUAUUUGCUGUGAUGUUAGAUCUGGGGCAUGUUGGUAGAUAUGUUAGCUGGAGUAAGAGAAUUCAUGUGGAUGGAAUUAAGGUAAGGAUGAUGAUGAUGGUAGAUAUGUUAACAAAUUGGAUAGUAAAAGUAUUUUUAUCUUAUGUACUUCAAUUAAUCAGCAUGUUGGUCAGCAUAUAUCUGAAGGAAGGCCUUGUGGACCUGUAGCACCAUCUUGAAUUGGGUAUUGUCCCUUUGUAUUUAGAUGCUUGUUCAAAAUUUAUGUUUGAAAUUAAACAUUCGAUAUAUAUAUAUAUAUGUUUUCACUUGAUGUAUC
Messenger RNA from Cornus florida, 2752 nucleotides. RefSeq lists its product as uncharacterized. The transcript has 4 exons. The coding region runs from base 262 to 2394 and encodes 710 amino acids. The record is from RefSeq and is a predicted model, not a curated record. NCBI's taxonomy places the organism in Eukaryota, Viridiplantae, Streptophyta, Magnoliopsida, Cornales, Cornaceae.